CUCGACUCGGGCACCACUCCCCAUAUGCCAGAUUGUCCAUGCCAAACUCGCGCUGGCAUUUUUGCCCAGUGAGGUCAUACGCCUCCCCGUCGGUCAUGCUCGACACCGUGACAAGACCACCACACCUCCUCCUGCACCCUCCCGCGACCACGACAAAGGACGCCACGCAUUCCAGCCGGCUUCAUCAACACAUCCUGCCUCGACCCCCGCUUUCGCUUCCGCUUCGACUCGGUAUUGUUCUUUGGCAUCCCAGAAGCAGCAUUCGAGCGUCAUAGUUCCUCGUACUCGAACGCCAUUGUUCCUCCGCCCUCCUCCUACCUCGUCCUGUUUCUCGCUUCCCCCGGGACCUGUCCUCCUGUCUCCACAUUGACAGGACAGCCUGCUCGAUAUCCGCUUCUGAAUACCCGACUAGUCAGCCAGCUUGCUCAUCCGCUCCACUCUUGCGUCGGCGGCCAACCCGGCGGACACCGUCACUCCUCCUUGUCGUUGCCCCUCCGACUGGUCCGCCUUCCUGUCUCGGGCAGCCUUCGCUUCAACCUCCUCCAAUCCUCCCAGCUUCGAACCUAUGCCACCGAUGUUUCGUGCAGCAUGACCUCGGACUCAGGGCCUACUGUUGCUUCUCACCGCAUCAGUGGCCAUGUCGGAGGCCGCAAGGAGCCGGGUGGCCCUUACCCACACAUCGACGAUAUCCUACAGGUUACCCCCGAUGGUAACUCCUCGCAGCCACUCGGCCACCUCCUCGGAAUCGCAGAGAAUGGCGUCAAGUACGCAAAGUUCCAGGCAGACAUCGGCCGGAUAGACAUAGCCCUCAGGGAGUACCUGAAGGCUUACAUCAUCGCCGUCAACAUCAUACCCGGCCACAGAGACUACACAUCACUCCAGAUAGACCGGAAGCACCUCGGGGACCGCUACUCCAGACUCACAAAGGACUUGCAUGCCUAUACAGAUAAUUACGAGACCAUAAAGCAGACUAUCAAGGCCGACAAUGCGAAAACGGGGGUCCAAAGGGCCACGCAGACAAGUGCCCACAACGGCAGGCCACAGACACCAAAGUACCCGUCAAAGGCUCCAGCCGUUACUACUUCGCCGACAAAGAAGAAUCCGUCGCCCGCCAAGAUGAGGCCACCUGUACAGCCCAAGCCGCCUGGUCUCUCUGGGAAGACCAUACAGAAGCCAGGCACAGGUGGCAAGACCGACGACCUGACCCAGAGGUUUAACGCAUUACGAGGUCAUGUUCAAGACCCACGCAUAAAUACACAACCGCCGCCUGUUCCCAUUCCCACAGAGAAGCCCGCAGGUCCUAGGGAGAUGCCAAAAAAGCCCCCGUUAUCAGUCGAUGGCGUGGAUCCGGUGAUGCCAAAGCUUCCGGAUGCCAUAUAUAGCCCCGUCCGGAGUAACCUCUCCAAUGAAGCUGCGUCACUGCCGUCAAGCACCCCUCGUGGCUUCAGCAGGCAGAACUCGUCACUUUCUUCGGCUGCGAAUUACCCCCCGACCCAGACCAAUGACUAUUUUGGACCCAUCACUUCCACAGGGCCGACAUCUGCACCAUCCAACGAGAAACGACGGACUCCACUCCCCGAAGGAGACAUCAUCACUGUUGAGGAAUUCGUCAAGUAUCAACGGAUCGGUUCUACAGUUUUCCGAAUAUUGGUGAUCGAUGUACGUUCCCGGCCCGAGUUUGAGGAUGGCCACAUCCUCUCUUCGGCUACCAUCUGCAUUGAACCGGAUAUCUUGCAGAGAGACCGGAUCGAGGCGGCUGAUGUCGAGGACGCCAUGGAACUCGGGCCGCACAUGGAGAAGUGGCAUUUCGAGAGACGCCAUACAUUCGACAUGGUUGUCUUUUACGACCAUAAUUCGGAGCACCUCAGCUCGGGGAGCACCAACGCACCGGCUACACUCUUUAGGUUGUUGACGGACUUCGAUUAUCCCGAUGGAGACCCGGCCUCAAAACACCCCAAGCUACUGAAGGGGGGGUUAGAAGCAUGGCAGGAUGCCAUGGGUCCCAGUGCUCUUCAGAGAAUGUCCAAGUCGGCGCAUAACAAACGGCCGUCUGCGUAUGACGUGCGCAGGCUCAGGGCGCCCUCGAAGCCGAUUCAGAACAUCGAGGAGGCACGACGCUGGGAAGAGAAAAUAGAGGCAGACAAUGCUGGCGGAGACGAGUUCCAGCCCGUGAGAACCCUCAGCGACUUCAUCAACCGCUUCCCGCCCAUACAAGAAUCCAUGACGUUGCCUCCUGUGGGAUCGCCGACUGUGGGCGACAACUUGAAUGGCCGGCUCUCACCUGGACCCAUACGCUCUCCGGGACCCCGUCCAAGUCCGCAGUCAGACCAUUUUGCAGACUUGAUCCCGGUUGAGCCGACUCGCCCGGCACCCACCGUACCGCGUAAACCCUAUGGCGGGCUACAAGACACAGAGGACGAUCAUGGGACGUCCAGCAAGCUCAAGAAAAGGUCAGACGCGGCAAACAGGGGACGAGCCCUGGGAUUAGAGAAUCCAACAGGAGCAUGGUGUUACGCCAACAGCACCCUACAGGCCUGGUUUGCCUCGGGUGGCUUUGGUGGGGAGCUCAUCAGCGGAGAAUGGGCUCAGCUCUACAAGGCCCCCAUGAAGAGCGACGAGACCCUCCAACCCCCGCAGCUACUGACCAAGAUGCUGUCGAACUUAUUCCACUGGAUGGGGAAUGGGAAGUUCCCCCAGAUGCAUGCGAGAACCCUGAUGGAAUACCUGCGACAAAAGUCCUCCAAGAAUUCUCAGGGCCAGCGAGUCCCCGAAAGUCUUGUUCUGGGCACCAACAGGCAACAAGAUGCUAUGGAAUUCUUGCUCUACGUGUUCACGGAAAUAGACGACGAGACGAACCGAUUCCGUAAUCGCCCGCAGGAAGUGCCUCAACCUCAGCCUUCAAAGACUAAAUCUCUGACGGACCUGGCCAUUCAGUACUGGGAUCUCCACAGCCGAGUCAGCGACUCGAUCAUAGACAAGUAUUGGCGCAUAACCGAGGUCGUCAUUGUGUCUUGCGACCAAUGUGGUCAUGUGGUGACCAAGUACUCAAACAAGGACAUGCAGUUUCUCAGCCUGCCCCAACAGUCAAGCCCCGUCCUGAUGGAGGACCUGCUGCGGAAGGACUACACAGACGAGCGCCUCGAGGAUUACACGUGCGACAACUGCGCGGCCAAGGGCUUCUGCCGGAAGGGGUCCAGGCUCGCGCGCCUCCCGGACCUCCUGUGCGUGUGCUUCACGCGGUUCGAGAAGCUCGGCGACGGCACCCGCUUCUCCAAGAUCACCACGCCCGUCGACUUCCCGAUCCGCGAGCUGGACCUGACGCCGUACACGAUCCAGGGGUCCUCGUCCCUCCUGGGCAACGGCAGCUCGACGGGGGGCCUGCGCUCCCCGGCCUCGACCAUCCCGACCGACGACCACCACUUCAACCGGCCCUUCAAGUACGAGGCCUACGCCGUCGUGCAGCACGGCGGCGAGCUCAACAGCGGGCACUACGUCGGCAUCAUCCGCGACGAGCCGCACGGCCCGGACGGCAACAGCAAGUGGCACGUCGCCGACGACGCGCGCAUCCUCGACCUCACCGUCGGCAGCUCGCGCUCCGACAAGGGCAGCCAGUUCCUCUACAAGCAGGACCGGCACUGGGGGUCGGGCAUGCAGGCGUUCAUGGUGUUCUACCAGCGCAAGGACGCGGAGCUGGUGUGAAAAACAUUAGCCGCGAGCUCGGCCAUGGACCAGCGGGACGGG
Molecule: messenger RNA, 3741 nt
Organism: Diaporthe batatas
Lineage: Eukaryota; Fungi; Ascomycota; Sordariomycetes; Diaporthales; Diaporthaceae
Exons: 1
Coding region: 589-3699 (1036 amino acids)
Biological process (GO): protein deubiquitination
Cellular component (GO): nucleus; cytosol
Molecular function (GO): cysteine-type deubiquitinase activity; cysteine-type endopeptidase activity
Source: RefSeq, a predicted model, not a curated record